AUGCGGCUGCUUUUCGAGGCAGCGGUUCUGUGCCUGACCCUGGGCUUAGGACAAUGCAGCGAGGAAACAACGCAGCAGAACACGGUCCACCAAGCUCCCCAGGCAGAGUCAUCCUAUACAGACUGGGGCAUUGGGGCCAUCCGGGACAGCUUCGAAACGGUUAACAGCUACUUCGACUCCUUCUUGGAACUGCUUGGGGGAAAAAACGGCGUUUGUCAGUACAGAUGUCGAUACG
Molecule: messenger RNA, 235 nt
Organism: Pelecanus crispus (Dalmatian pelican)
Lineage: Eukaryota; Metazoa; Chordata; Aves; Pelecaniformes; Pelecanidae
Source: RefSeq, a predicted model, not a curated record